AUGUCCCCUUCUACACAUAUCCCAAUUAGAAAAAAAUGUCCAAACUGUGGGCUACAUACCUUAAUCAACAAAAACGGAACCCUAAGGAAGCACGGUAAAAGUGGUAACUGGUGUCAUUUAUCACAUCAGUCACCUUUAACAGAUCCUAUUCCCCCUCCAUUUUCUCUAUUGCAUUUAACAUUAACAUCCCCUUCACAUAUCCCAGCUCUCACCACAAUUAAUAAUUUAUCUGUUAAUGAGGACUCACCCUGUACUUCCAAUGAGUUACCAAUACCCUCCUUUUCCGAUGAAUUUACAAAUUUACCUAAAUCUCAUAUUAUCUCAAGAAUCCCCCGGGGAGCCAGGCUUCUUGCGGCUAAAUCAUAUAGUAAAACUAUUAAUAACCUUCUAACCAAUUUUAACUCCCCACAGCACUGGAAAGAGUUUCUCUUAUUUGGCUUCCAUGCCUUUCAGGUUCCAACUGACAAAAGAAAGCUGUCCCUCACUCAACAAAUUAAGAACAGGUUAAAUGAUCUAGACAACAUUUCAAUGGAUAUAACUUCCACACCUAAGUUAUCCAUAAAUCCUUUUAAGAUAAAAGUAAAUUUAGUUGGAAAAAAAAUCGAUAAUUUAGAUAUAAAAGGAGCACUCCGUCUGGCCUCUUCAUCAGACACACUAGCCCCCAUUAAUUUUCAAACUUAUACCCGAUUGGCUAUGAAGCACCCCACACAUCAGCCAUCUUCAACUGAAUUUCCUGGUCUAAAUCCCACAUCUUAUCCAAUAGAAUUUACCCCAGAGGAAGUGAGAAAAGCAAUCUCAACCUUCCAAAAAGAUACUGCACAUGGUUUUGAAGGCAUGAGACCGAUAUAUCUUCAAGACCUAACAAUCCCUCUUCUAAAUUCUCAAACUACACUACUCAACAGUAUAACUCUCCUUUGUAACAGGAUCUUACAUGGUGACGUUCCUAUCUUCGCCCAGCCAAUUAUGUUUGGAGCAAAACUAAUAGCUCUUACAAAACCAAACAAAGACUUGCGCCCAAUUGCCAUAGGCACCCUUUUUAGAAGACUAGUAUCAAAAUUGAUUUCGGCUCGAAUCAAUGAGAAAGUCUCUACAAUUCUCACAUCAACUCAACUAGGGGUUGAUGUCAAAGGCGGCUGCGAGUCUGCCGCUCAUAUAACCCGAAUAUUUCUACAAAAUAAUCCUCAAAAUAAACACCUGAUUAAAAUUGAUUUUUACAAUGCAUACAACACAAUAAAGCGAUCUGUCUUCCUAAAAUCCUUUAUCAAUAGCUUCCCAUGCUACUCCAGCUACAUUUUAAGCUGCUAUGCGAAUCCCUCCAUCUUACAAUAUGGUGAAUAUAGGCUCUCUUCUUCAGAAGGAAUUCAACAGAAUGAUCCCCUAGGUUGCCUGUUAGAUCUUCAUAUCUGGUACAUAGAUGAAGGGAUUAUAAGCGGAAGCCCAGAAGAAGACAAAGCCCUAGAAAUUUUGCAAAAGGAUGGGCCAGACAUAGGCCUUCUCUUAAACGUCGACAAAACAGAAUUCUGUCAGCUCACCUCUCAAUCUCCCAACUGUCACGCCUUUAAAGAGGUUAUGGCCGAAGAACUAACACAUCUUGGCUCACCAGUUGGGGGUUGCUUAGCAGUUGAAGCCUUUUUCCAGGCUACUUCGAAUAAUUUGAACAAUAUGGAGGGUCUACUUAUGCAACUUCCCACGCAUAAAUCUUUCUUCUUAAUAAAAAAUUUCUUCAAUAUACCAAAGAUCUUAUAUGCUCUACGGUCUACUGCUGUUUUUAAACAUCCCAAACCCUUAAGAGCAUAUGAAUCCAUAAUUAAAAACAUCAUGGAAAAAAUAACUAACCUCAAAUUUAACUCCAAUUCGUGGCAUCAACCACUCUCCUCUGCAAUAAAGGAGGCUUAG
Molecule: messenger RNA, 1896 nt
Organism: Gordionus sp. m RMFG-2023
Lineage: Eukaryota; Metazoa; Nematomorpha; Gordioida; Chordodea; Parachordodidae
Exons: 2
Coding region: 1-1896 (631 amino acids)
Source: RefSeq, a predicted model, not a curated record